GUCGUUUUAUUCCCCUCGAGGAAUGCUACGGAAUCCAUUCCGACCAUUCACACUUUCGAAACAUAUGCUGACGAACGGCAGGGAUCUAUUUCUACUAUUUUUUCUUCGAAAGAAUUCGGCUUUUGUUGGACAAGGGAUUUUAAGCAUUUAACUGGAAUACGAAGCUUUAUAUUUUGACCUUCGUACCAACGAUUUGUCAUUUCGUUAUGCUCACUAUUCGAUCACAAUUUUGCUGGACAGACACGAACUUGGAUUUCAGUUUCAAUGAUUCUUUUCGAGAUUCGAUGCAGUGGGACAAAAAUUCUUUUUAUUGCUAUUUUUUUUUCAGUUGUCUUUUCGUCCGAUUGUUACAAUUCUUUUUCAGAUACUUCAUCUUCCGGUCGAAAUAUAUUUUUUUUUUUUAACCCAUCGCACUUUGUUGUAAGUUUUAUGAGCUCUGUUUCAUGCAAAAUUCUAUCGAUAAUGAAAUAUUCCAAGCUGCAGAACUCAAUUGCGACGAAGCAUAUUUCCAGGAAUUCUUUUCAUUUGUCAACGUUUAUAUUUUCUGUGGCAAUUAUAAAGCUUACAAUAAAAAUAUUUAAAACAUGGAAUAUCCGGAUGAAUCAAUUGAGUCCCAGAACGUGCACGUGAACGCUCAUUUUCACUACGAAGGUAUACGAGCUAAUAAAAAAUGUAAACAUUAUCAUAUUCUCACGCAUUCGACCCCGCGAGCGUGUCUGACGUUUUCGUCAAGCGUUCGAAAGUCCAUCAAUAAUUCAAAACAAAGUGCAAUUACGUGUGCAAUAUUUCUAUGCAUAAAAAAUUCAUUUUCUUCUCAAUUAAUUUUUGAUGUGCUACAAAAAAUAACGAGACAGCAAACAAAGCCUCAGUUUUGUAGCUCGCGUUCUCGGUCAGUCGAGUUCACGGCUCGUGUUGCGAGCAGUCACCGGAAAACAUUUCAUCAAACAAGGAAACUCUUUCCAACGAUUUUUUGAGGUUUUAACCAUGUCUGCGAAAUCAAAGUGUGUUAAUUUAACCCCUUACUUUUUCGGGAUCGUUCUCAUUUCAAUAUCGAUUUAUCUGAUGGUAAAUCAGCCACACACAACCUUCAUGCGUGAUUUGGUGUACAAAGAGUUUGAACUCGUCGAAGGCACAGCAGGAUACGACCAAAUAUGGCAUGACCUUGAUAUGCUCUUUCGCGUGUGGUUCUUCGACGUGUCUAAUCCGGACGCGGUAAUGGAUGGAGCGUUGCCAGAAUUAAUCGAGCGAGGUCCUUAUGUUUACGAUAUGAAGGUGGAAAAAGAUGUCAUCAAAAUAGACGAAGAAGCGGACGAAAUGGAUUUUUACACGAUACGAACAUAUUAUUUCAAUAAGAAAUUAUCGUUUGGCAGCGAAGACGACGAAAUUACGAUAAUAAACUCCGCCUACAUGGGCACCAUCGGCACGAUCGUUGCAGCUUUCCCGAGCUUCUUGAAAAAACUGGGAAACAACAUUCAGAAACUCUAUCCUGGCAUGUACGACAUUUUUGCCCGUGGCAAAGUCAGCGACGUUCUUUUCGGCGGUCUGCCAAUGGAAUGUGACCCGAACAAGUACAAAGAACUGAAGCUCAUUUGCAGCUUCUUGACAGGAAAAAAACCGGCAGUCAUCACAGACACCGAAGUCCCCGGGGUCUACAAAUGGAGCUUCUUUCGCAGGCUGAACGGGACUAGGCAGGGUCCGCUGACGGUGAAUCGGGGAGUAAAGAACAAGACUCGUCUAGGCGACACGACCGCGUACAAAGGAAAACGCGUUCAGAGUAUUUGGAAGAGUGAGGAAUGCAACGCGGUGCUUGGCACAGACUCGGUAACCUGGCCACCGAUGGAAAAAACUUUGGACUACGUUCACGUUUUCGAGCCCCAGAUCUGUCGGUGGAUCAAAACUGACUACAAAGAAGAAGUUACGAUACAUAAUCUGAUGGGAGAUCGGUACGAGCUCAACGAGAAACCAUGGAGCCCCGAAGAAUCAUUGUGCUACUGUCCCGUCGUUAAAAAACAGCCGGUUUGCCCACCCAGCGGAUUGGUAGAUCUGACCCCGUGUCUGGAAGCUCCAAUUUUUUAUUCGGAGCCUCAUUUCAUGCACGGGGAUCCUGCGCUGCUGGAGUAUGCCAAAGGGCUUCGACCGGAUCCGUCUCUCCAUGCGACUUUCGUAACGAUUGAACCACUGAGCGGUAUUCCUCUCUCGGGCUCGAAGAAAUCCCAGCUAAACGUCAAAGUGAUCCAGUCGCCGGUCGUUGAGAUAUUGAGCAACGUCACCGAAGGCUACUUUCCCAUUCUCUGGGUCGAAGAGGGAAAGAACGCGACUCUGGCUUCUCUCGGUGAGCGCCUUCAAAUCGAAAGGAUCAUCAAACUGCUCGCAUACAUGGUCCACGUGCCUCUGGUCAUUGGAAUUUUUGUGAUCCUCAAGGCCUUCUAUUUACAGUCUUAUGCCGGAGGAUCCAAGCCAAAGUUCGAACCGGUCGAAAAUUUAGACUCGGUUCUCGUCCGGCAAAACCCACGGCUCGAUAAACCGAGAGUUUCGGUAUCCCAAAGAAUAAGAACUCGCGUUAAUCGAUUUUAAUGACCUCGUCAGCGGACGCCUGGCAUUUCGAAGAAUCGAUUUUUCAACCGCACCACUUCGCUCGACGCAGAUCGAUCUUGACCUUCUAGUAUUGAAAUAGAUUCGAAAUGUGAAAUUUUUCAUCAACAGCACCAUUGCGUCUAUGCUUCGCCAAUUCUUUUCGAGCCUCGAUAAAAAAAAAGCUCACAAAACAAAUGCUUCCGUGUCGUUAACCUCUUUCCAGCCAUGCUCCCAUGUUGGGAACAAGAGUUUAAAGUUCACGCGUACAUGAAUAGCAGAAAUCUUCUUUAUCGGCGAUUCCUACACUCGAGGGCUUGUAUGAGCACGUCAAGUGGUCGACGCCGUUUUUAGACGUGGAUCGUCGAGGCAUCUCAAUUUUUAGUGUCAAAUCAUAACAAAGCAAGAGAUUAAUUUCUAUGUCUGCGAGACUGCGGCCUCACUAGAUCGAAAAAAAUGGCCAUUGAAGUGAAAACUCGACUUUUGGAGUACUGACAGCAGUUUUUUUUCAGGAAUUUGUUUCACCACUUUAUAAAAUUGCUCUUCAGUCGUAUCGAGUACGAGGGAAAAAAAUUUCGACGCAUCUCCAAAAUUGGGGUUGGAAAGAAGUAAUUCGACUCGAAAUAUUUUAACAGGAAGGAAGUUGACUGUGGAGAAAUGAAAAUCGAAGAUUAAUCU
Molecule: messenger RNA, 3249 nt
Organism: Venturia canescens
Lineage: Eukaryota; Metazoa; Arthropoda; Insecta; Hymenoptera; Ichneumonidae
Product: sensory neuron membrane protein 2-like
Exons: 9
Coding region: 985-2574 (529 amino acids)
Cellular component (GO): cytoplasm; membrane
Molecular function (GO): scavenger receptor activity
Source: RefSeq, a predicted model, not a curated record